Molecule: messenger RNA, 1331 nt
Organism: Musa acuminata AAA Group (dessert banana)
Lineage: Eukaryota; Viridiplantae; Streptophyta; Magnoliopsida; Zingiberales; Musaceae
Exons: 1
Coding region: 107-1048 (313 amino acids)
Source: RefSeq, a predicted model, not a curated record
CUGCUGACCAAAAGAGCUGUUCAAACCCCCCCUUCCCCCACCCCCAAUCUCUCUCUCUCUCUCUCGUGGUCGCAGAGCAGCAUCGGAUCCGGAAAACGUUCCCGAAAUGGCGGGCCUCUUCGCCUUCUCCUUAGCCGGCCUUGGCUUCCUCUUCCUGGGCGCCAUCGAGUCGCUCUCCAUCUCUACCGCCCCGGCCCUCCUCCCCCCUCCCCUCCUCCUCCGCCUUCGCUUCAUUUCCGCGCUCCUCCUCUCCUCCCUCUCCCUCCUCUCUUCCCUCGUCUCCUCCCUUUCCUCAGCCGAGUCCGCCGCCGAUCCCCUUGGCCCCUCCCUCCCCCUCUCCUCCCUCACCGCCGCUGCUCCCUUCCUCCUCUACUCCCUCGCCGGCCUCCUUUCCCUCCCCUCCAGUUCUCUACUCGUCAAUCCCUUUCCUUCAUCCCUCCUCGAUCUCGUCCUCCUCUUCUCCUUCGGUCAGGAGUUCCUCCUCUUCCACUUCCGCCGAAAGGACCUUGACGGCGUCGAGAACCGCUACUUCGAUCUCCUCCUCGUGCCCAUCCUCGUCUGCGCCAUCUCCACCCUGCUCGCCAUCGCUCGCCCCCGGUCCCCCGCCCCCUGCGUCGCCCGUGCGGCCGGCCUCGCCUUCCAUGGCACCUGGCUCAUCCAGAUGGGGUUCUCCUUCUUCACCAAUCUCAUCGCCCACGGGUGCUCCGUCCACGAGAGGAGCGCCACCAACUACACCAUCAAGUGCAAGACCCACGAGGAUUACCACCGGGGCAGGGCGAUCGCUACACUCCAGUUCAAUUGCCACCUUGCCUUCCUCAUGCUGGUGGGGGCGGUAGCAUACGGGGUCUUAGCCGGGAGGACUGGCGGCAAUGCUGGUUACAGACCCUUGAGCAAGGAGUUGCAAAUGACAGAUGCUUCCCCUUCCAAUUUCACAUUGGAUUCAGAUGAAGAAGAAGAAAUUGAGGCAGCAGAGACGAAAGGAACCAAGCAGCAUCAAGAUGUUGUGUUGCCAGUGGUCGAAAUUGAGAGUGCCAAUGGGUCUCAUUGAUGAGUAAGUGAAAACAGUUACGUUUAGGAAGAGAAAAGUUGGAUCUUGCAGUAUACCAGUUGGUGGUCAGGGUGAACCCCUUAGUUGCAAAAGAAUUUACUGCUAUUCAUUUAAUUAUAUGAUAUCCAUUUAAAGGUUUGUCUUUUAUAUGAUCUAGUAUUUGUUGGUUCUGUGUAAACCCGACGGAAUAUAGUUCUUGUCUGUUAUUAUCUAUCAUCUUUGGUUGUAUUAGAACGAGAUGGAGAGAAUUGUAGUACUUGUCUUGCUAAUUUCUUUUGUAUCA